AUGUUUUACCUUGCAAACUUUUGUGUGUGUUGCUACUGUUAUAGCUUUAGUGGUGAAGUUGUUGACAGGUGCUUUCUGCAGGAUCCAAAAUUCUACGAGUUUUUGAAAGAGCAUGACAAGGAGCUUCUACAAUUUAAUGAUGAGGAUAUUGGCGAUGAUGUUGAUACCGAUGUGGAAGAUGGAGAUAUACAAGUUGAUAAUGAAACUGGCGGGCAUGAUAUAGCAGAGAAAGAAGAGAAACCCUCAAAAAGUGUUAUAACAACGGCAAUGGUUGAUUCCUGGUGUAGCUCGAUACGAGAAAAUGGGAACUUUAGUGCAGUUCGUUCGCUUAUGAGAGCAUUCAAGACCGCAUGCCACUAUGGUGAUGAUGGUGGGGAUGAUUCUUCAACAAAGUUCAGUAUUAUGUCAAGUAGUGUCUUCAAUAAAAUAAUGUUGUUUGUGUUAAGUGAAAUGGAUACAAUACUUCGGAAAUUGUUGAAGCUCCCUAAUUCUGGCGGAAAGAAAGAGACCAUAGUUAACCUCAUGACCUCAAAACAAUGGAAGAACUACAACCACUUUGUGAAGUCAUAUCUUGGAAAUGCCCUACAUGUUCUGAACCAAAUGACUGAUACAGAAAUGAUAUCAUUUACAUUACGGCGCCUCAAAUAUUCUUCCAUUUUUUUGGCUGCUUUCCCAAGCCUCUUAAGGAAGUAUGUUAAGGUUGCACUUCACUUUUGGGGUACAGGUGGUGGUGCCCUACCUGUUGUCUCCUUUCUAUUUUUAAGGGAUCUAUGCAUCCGGCUUGGAUCUGAUUGCUUAGAUGAAUGCUUUAAAGGGAUAUAUAAAGCCUACGUAUUGAACUGCCAGUUUAUAAAUGCAAUGAAAUUACAACAUAUCCAGUUUCUUGGAAAUUGUGUCAUUGAACUUCUGGGAGUGGAUCUUCCGACUGCAUAUCAACAUGCCUUUGUGUUUAUUCGGCAAUUGGCAAUGAUUUUACGGGAGGCACUUAAUACAAAAACGAAGGAGGCAUUCCGAAAGGUUUAUGAGUGGAAGUUCAUUAAUUGUCUUGAGCUUUGGACUGGAGCUAUCUGUGCAUACAGCUCAGAAGCUGACCUUAGGCCCCUUGCGUAUCCUCUGACCCAAAUAAUUUCUGGGGUAGCCCGGCUUGUUCCAACGGCUAGAUAUUUUCCCCUUAGAUUGAGGUGUGCCAAAAUGCUUAACCGAAUUGCUGCUUCUACUGGUACUUUCAUACCUGUUUCUUUGCUCCUUUUGGACAUGCUGGAGAUGAAAGAAUUAAAUAGACCCGCCACUGGAGGUGUUGGCAAAGCUGUUGAUUUGCGUACUUUACUCAAGGUAAGCAAGCCAACCCUGAAGACAAGGGCAUUUCAGGAGGCAUGUGUUUUUUCUGUGAUUGAGGAGCUAGCUGAACAUUUAGCUCAAUGGAGCUAUUCUGUUGCAUUCUUUGAGUUGUCUGUUAUCCCACUUGACCGAAUGCGUAGGUUUUGCAAAUCUAGCAAAGUUGACAGGUUCCGGAAAGAAAUGAGGCAUCUUAUUCGUCAGAUUGAGGCUAGCUCUGAGUUUACGAACGAAAGGCGUAUGUCAAUAUCUUUUCUUCCAAAUGAUCCGGCAGCAACUUCUUUUCUUGAGGAUGAAAAAAGGUUGGGGGCUAGCCCUCUGUCACAGUAUGUUUUAACGCUACGCCAAAGAGCACAGCAGAAAUAUGAUUCGUUGAUGGAAUCCAGUGUUCUUGUUGGUGAGCACGGUUCUGUCUUUGGGAAUAAGAUACCGGAAAGUGAUGAAGAGGAUGAUGCAAGGAAUGAGGAAGGUGUUGCCGUCUUUAACUCCUCCUCCUGGUUACCAGGAAGUGAUUCCAAGGCUAAGAAGCCUAAAGAAAUGAAAAAGAAGAAAAAUAAUAGAAAUAUGGAAGAGCACAGAGAGGCAGCUGUGGAUGAAGACAUUGUUGAGGACUUGGUACUCAGUUCUGAUGAAGAUGAGUCUGAGAGUGAUACCCCCUCUGAUGGGGACGAUGACAAUGGUCAGCCAGUGCCUCCAGAACAGCCAAAAAGCAAAAAGCGGAAGAAGAAUGCAAAAUCUCAUGCAAAGAGAUCGAAGAAGAGGGCUAAUCGACAUGACACUUGACAAUUUAGUUUGCAUCACUCUAAUUUGUUUUAUUAUGUAUCCACCUGGCUGUUGUAAAUCCCAGUUUUAUCAAGCGGCUUCUAGUUACUGAAAUUCUUUAUGAGAGAUUUUUGAUUUUUGUUUCCGAUGGGAAAUCCAAAUGCAAUGUUAUAGUUUUUUUUUCUAUAUCCGCCAAGCUCUCAACAGAAUUUACAAGUAGCCAAGAGGAAUGUAUGGCCAGAUUGAGCUUUCC
Messenger RNA from Corylus avellana, 2350 nucleotides. NCBI's taxonomy places the organism in Eukaryota, Viridiplantae, Streptophyta, Magnoliopsida, Fagales, Betulaceae. The record is from RefSeq and is a predicted model, not a curated record.